Molecule: messenger RNA, 1358 nt
Organism: Capsicum annuum
Lineage: Eukaryota; Viridiplantae; Streptophyta; Magnoliopsida; Solanales; Solanaceae
Product: probable carboxylesterase 15
Exons: 2
Coding region: 237-1208 (323 amino acids)
Molecular function (GO): hydrolase activity
Source: RefSeq, a predicted model, not a curated record
UGCCCAAAGUUUUUUUUUUCCUUCCAUCAUCAUUUAUUCUGUGACAAACAAAUACAAACUUAGCAAGAGUUUGUUGAUGUUUUUUGUCCUGCUUAUCAUCAUCAAAUAGAACAAGAAAACAAAAGACCACCCUCUAUUAACUUUUCCUUUGUUCUUUCCUAAUCCUCUUCUAUCAUAAACACACACACACACUAAGGCAUACUACCAUACACUAACAAGAACAUAUAUUGAGAGCAAUGGAGGAUAGCAAAUAUGAAGUUGAAGAAUGUAGAGGUGUUCUUAGGGUAUAUAGUGAUGGAACUAUAGCAAGAUCAAGUAAGCCAAGUUUUGAAGUGUCUAUACAUGAUGAUGGCUCAAUUCUUUGGAAAGAUGUUGUAUUUGAAGCCAUGCAUAACCUUCAGCUCCGGCUCUACAAGCCGGCUUACCCUACCUCCUCUACGGCUAAGCUCCCCGUGUUUUACUACAUUCACGGAGGUGGUUUUUGCAUUGGCUCUCGUACAUGGCCCAACUGUCAGAACUAUUGUUUCAAGCUCGCUUCCGAUCUCCAAGCCGUGGUUAUCUCCCCUGACUAUCGGCUGGCUCCUGAGAACCGGCUCCCAGCCGCUAUUGAAGAUGGCUACGCAGCUGUGAAAUGGCUUCAAGACCAAGCCGUGUCCAAUGAGCCGGACACGUGGCUUACGGAUGUUGCCGACUUUAGCCGAGUUUUUAUUUCGGGUGACUCGGCUGGUGGCAACAUUGCGCAUCAUUUAGCGGUCCGGCUUCAAGCCGGCUCAGCCGAGCUGGAUCCGGUUCGAGUUAGGGGUUAUGUGUAUUUGCUUCCUUUCUUUGGAGGGACUAAAAGGACAAAAUUUGAAGCUGAGGGACCAAAAGAAGCUUUCUUAGACAUUGAACUCAUUGACAGGUUUUGGAGGCUAUCAAUACCAAUUGGAUCAACAACUGACCAUCCAAUUGUGAAUCCAUUUGGGCCCAGCAGCCCAAAUUUGGAAAAAAUUGAUCUCGACCCAAUUCUUGUGCUUGUUGGAGGAUGUGACCUACUUAAAGAUAGAGCACAAGACUAUGCAAAUAAAUUGAAGAGUUUUGGCAAAAAUAUUGAAUAUGUGGAAUUUGAAGGACAACAACAUGGUUUUUUCACUAUUAAUCCUAAUUCAGAAGCUUCCAAGAAGUUGAUGCUUGUCAUCAAGAAGUUCAUUCAAGACAAUUCUUCUUAACGAAAAAAAAAAAAGCUUUUACUAAUAAAGUUUUUCUUUUCAUUAAAAUGUAAUUCUUCUUCUUCUUGUUGGUUGGUUGGAUGACUUGUUUUUGUUUUAUUGUUAUGUAUGUAUUUACUUUAUAUACACUGUCAAUUUGGCGUAUUGAAA